This is a messenger RNA of Branchiostoma floridae (Florida lancelet), 3103 nucleotides long. Its product is annotated as muscarinic acetylcholine receptor gar-3-like. Gene Ontology annotation, molecular function: neuropeptide receptor activity. The coding region runs from base 834 to 2702 and encodes 622 amino acids. The transcript has 5 exons. Gene Ontology annotation, cellular component: membrane. Gene Ontology annotation, biological process: neuropeptide signaling pathway. Lineage: Eukaryota; Metazoa; Chordata; Leptocardii; Amphioxiformes; Branchiostomatidae. The record is from RefSeq and is a predicted model, not a curated record.
GUUUGGCGCUGCCCUGCGUGAGGUCAGCUCAGGUUCCCCGGGAGACAAGCCGAGCAGCCGAGCGGGUCGGUCACGGUUCGCCUCCCUCCUGUCCGUAUGCUCAGCCCAGGUCCUGCUCUUCUGAUGCCUUCCUCCUCAUGCCUAUUAUUCCUCUGAUGACAGCCUACCUUCUGUCCGUGUGCUCAGCCCGAUCUUGCUCCUUUUGGUUUUGCAAAGCAGCACUGUCCUCAGCUACUGCCUCUUCGUCUGUUUCAGAUGCCUGAUCGACCCUACACGCUGUUAGCAACAGGUAACCACCUGUCUCCGGCUGUGCUCAGGAGAGGUCCUCGCCUCUUGCUCCUCUGAUUGCGGUUCGCUUUCCCGCUUCCUGUUCUACACUUCUGCGUCUGCUUUAAUUUCCUGGUGGAAUCAAAACUCUGCUGGUCACGGUUUGCCUCCCGCCUCUGUACGUGGAAAAGGUGCUGCUGUUGGUCCCUGUCAUAUUCCACUGAUAACGGUUUGUCAGGCAGCACGACCAGACACUCUCUCUGAUUGGCCACUGGAAGUUUCCCGAACAUCAGAACGUGGUUGGUCACUGAUGAAGACAGGUUUCAUUCUGCAACAGUUAACGUACCGAACCAGUUUACAGCGAUGUUUUGAACAAAGUCUUGUGUGGCAAACAUACACCACCCCCGCCGUGCCGCGUUUAUAAUAGUUACGGCUUGCUACCUGCCUCUUGUCUCCGUGUUCAGGCUAGGAGCUGCCCUUUCUCGUCUGGUUACGGAUUUGCCAAGCAGCCUAGUCCUUUAAGCUACUGCCUCUGCCAUAACUUCUUGGUUUACCCUAAACGUUGUAUGGCGAUGUUUCCGACAAACUCCUCCGCUUCAAACGGGACCUUCCCCCCGGCCCUGACGCGUGUCCCUUCGUUCGUGACGCGUACCGACCCCUUCGUGACGCGUUCCCACCCCUUCGUGACGCGUACCGACCCCUUCGUGACACGUACCGACCCCGCCGUGACGCGUCUCUGUCUGAACGUCGGGCAGGCCCAGCUGGAGCGGCUGGUGGACGAGCUGGUGGCGGAGUCCAAGGCGCACGUCACCGCCCUGCUGGUGCUGGUCUGCCUGCUGGGGACCGUCGGUAACCUGCUGGUAGUCCUGGUGAGCGCCCGACGGAGGAAACAGUCGUCUGCCACCGUCUGCCUGACCAGCCUGGCCGCCGUGGACCUGCUCAUCUGCGGGGUCUUCGUGCCGCACAAGAUCUACCAGAUCUUCCACACCACCUACACGGGGGCGGCCUGGUGUAAGGUGAACCCGUACUUCAUGACGGCGGGCCUGCUCGGCUCCACCUUCCUGCUGGACGUCAUCGCCGUGGACAGGUACCGCGCCGUCUGCCGGCCGCUGCGGUACUGCACCACAAAGAAACGGUGGACCGUGGCGGGCUGUGCAGGCACCGUGCUUCUCGGUGCCGCCCUCUCGGUACCGAACCUCAUCGGCCCCGCAGUGCUGGCGGGAGUACCCGUGGGGCCGGCCUGCCAGACCAUCAGCAUCUGCCUCCUGCAGGAAGGCGUCGUGCAGAGGCAGGCGUUCUUCGUGGCCACGGCCGCCAUCUUCUUCGCCUCGGUCCUGAUGAUGGUGGUGCUGUACGCACAGGUUUUUCUGCGUGUGAGAGCGUCCGGCCGCUCCAUCCCGGGCCGGUCCACCAUCUGGACAGCCAGUGCCGCCAGCGUCCGGCCACAGCAAAGCGACAGCACGCCUCGCGACAGCACGCCCUGUGACAGCACACCCCGUGACAGCACGCCCUGCGACAGCACGCCCUGCGACAGCACACCUCGCGAAAGCACGCCUCAUGACAGCACGCAAUGUGACAGCACAUCCCGUGACAGCAAGCCCCGUGACAGCACACCCCGUGACAGCACGCCCUGCGACAGCACGCCUUGCGACAGCACGCCUCGCGACAGCACGCCCCGUGAUAGCACACCCCGUGACAGAACGUUAGGCGACAGCACGCCCCGUGACAGCUCGCCGCGUGACAGCACAACUGACGAGAAACCCAAUACCCAGGCGCCCCCAAGAGAGUUGACCAACAACGCGGUAUCACAGCGGAAGUCGGACAGCACAGAGACGUCACAGCGAAAUUCUGACAGCACCCUUACACCACAACCAAAGACAACGAGUACUCUGAUGCCACCGCUAGGGUCGACCAAACCCCUGACACCACAGCGGAAGUCAAACAAUGCCCUGACGCUGCCACAGAUGUCGGACAGCCCUAUGGUACAGCGGAGGUCGGGCAUUGCCAUGACGUCACAGUUCAACAAUACCUUGAUGCCCCCAAUAAGCUGCACGGCUCUCGCCUAUCAGCGAAAUUCGUUCUCCAUCCCUCGGCUUGUCCCUCCCGACAGAAAAGACACUCCCAGCGCAUUCCUUACUACUCAGCACCAGUUCAGGGUGGCCAAACUGCUGAUGCUGGUUACCAUGGUGUUCAUGUUGUCAUGGUUACCGUACUGGUCCCUCACGUUCUACAUGUGGACCAACCCAACGUGGCUGCGUGACCAGCAUUACGUCACGAAGAAGGUGGUGGAUUUCUUCCAGCACUUUUACCUGGUGAACCACGCGCUGAACCCCAUCAUCUACGCCUUCGUGCAGCGGGACUUCCGGAGGGGGCUGGCGGACAUGCUCAAGGUCAGGGUCGGCGUUUCCGGGAACAGAAACAAACGGAGUUCGUGACGUUUUACACAACUUUCCCGGAACAGAAACAGACGGAGUUCGUGACGUUCUUCACAACUUUCCAGGAACAGAAACAGACGGAGUUCAUGACGUUCUACACAACUUUCCGGGAACAGAAACAGACGGAGUUCGUGACGUUCUUCAUAACUUUCCAAAUGGGGACAACAUGACACGCUCAAGGACUUUUAGGAUAGACACAAAUGUAUGUCGGUUCCCAUCACAAUCAUGAAGAAAAUUAAACGCUUUGACAUUUGCAAUGGCAGCUGCCAUUGUCCUGUUUUAUGACUGGCCCAUUUCUAAUAAAGCAGUGACGUGUGUGAUUCAUUGGACUCGAAGUUUGCUCAAAUAAUAUUCUACAAGAAGCGGGUUAUGAAAUUGAAACAACCCAGGAACGCCGAAUU